GGUGACAAGCCCGGCUGGGUGGUGGCCUCCAGGGGCUGGAGCCUGCUGGUGUACAGGCAGCGGGAGGCUGGAAGGGACCAGGUUGUUUGGAGAGAUGCCGGGGCAUCUGGGGUCCUGGGGGGUUUGGGCUGGCAGGGGCCUGGCCCAGAGGCAGGCAGGAGUACCACCCCCUGGCUGCCUCCCCCUGGUAGUGGACUGGGCACAGGGGCAGACAAGGGUCUUCUAGUGGGUGAAGGAGGCUGAGCCGGCAGGUAGUGAGUGCUCUGUGGGUGAGGAUGGACAGAGCAGGAAUGGGGUGGGGGUGGGGACAGUGUUUCGGAUGUCGGGGAUCGACCAGGCUGGUAGGGUGUGAAUCAUAGUGGGCGCUGUGCUCCCCGCAAUGACCUCUUUAUGCUCCUGGGGGAGGAGCCGGACUCCUGGGUCCCAGUUCCUGGUCUUGCCAACCAACCCACCAUGGGCCCAGCGCCAUCUAGUUUGUGGCCCCGAGGCUGUCCGCCCUUCUUCCAGAGUCGGUUGGUAUUUCGGGAUGUCUCCUUCUUUCCUGACACGAGGGUGGGAGCGUUUGGAAACGGGUCUGGGGCCGGAAAGUAUUAGUGAUGUCCCCGUGCCCCCUGGGCCUCUCCCUCUGUGUCCCUUAUCUCGGUCCCUAUCUCAGAGAGCAGAGCUGGGGGUGUGUGAGGGGGUGUGGGGGCUGUACCCCAUCCCAAUCUAAUCACCUUCCUAGUUCUCACUGCUGCCUCCUUGUCUGCGCCUGCAUUUACCACCUUCCCCCCCCCCCCCCCCCCCCCCCCCAAGCUGAGAGCAAGACCCAGUAUUGUCCCAGGUCUGCGGAGGCGAGGAGAGGAGAGGAAACAUGCAUGUAUCAUAGCACAGGGGGAAGAGGACUUCCUACAGCGGGGCUGCCAGAGCUGGCUGGCGAUGGGGCUGCCAUGCCUCCUCUCCAGCUGCCCCUGGGCCCGAGAGAUGGGUGCUCUUCCGGGCGCCCCCUCCCCUGGCAGGGGCCGCGGACGCUGCUGCUGCACAAAAGCCUCCAGGAUGGCUUUGGCUUCACCCUGCGCCACUUCAUCGUGUACCCACCCGAGUCCGCCGUGCACUGCAGCCUGAAGGAGGAAGAGAAUGGAGGCCGAGGAGGAGGACCCUCCCCCCGGCACCGCCUGGAGCCCAUGGAUACCAUCUUUGUCAAGAAUGUGAAGGAUGAGGGCCCUGCCCACAGGGCGGGGCUUCGCACAGGAGACCGGCUGGUGAAGGUGAAUGGGGAGAGUGUCAUUGGGAAGACCUACUCCCAGGUCAUAGCUCUGAUCCAGAACAGCGAUGAUGCUCUGGAGCUCUCCAUCAUGCCCAGGGACGAGGACAUCCUCCAGCUGGCCUACUCGCAGGAUGCCUACCUGAAAGGGAACGAGCCGUAUUCUGGAGAGGCCCAGAGCAUCCCAGAGCCGCCCCCCAUCUGCUACCAUCGGAAGACUUAUGCCCCGCCAGCCCGGGUCUCUACCUGGGCCAGUAUGGUGCCUGAGCCCCACUCAGCACUGCCCAGUGACCCCCGGAGUCCUGCUGCCUGGAGUGACCCGGGGCCCCGCGUCCCAUCUACUGCCCGCACCCAUUCAGACAACCCUUCUUUGGGGAUGAGCCAGCCCCGCCCCAGCCCUGGUGCCUUCCCCCACCUUCCCUCAGAGCCCCGGACACCCCGUGCCUUCCCGGAGCCUGGCAGCCGGGUGCUCCCCAGCAAACUGGAGUGCCAGCAGGCCUUGUCACACUGGCUGUCCAACCAGGUCCCCCGCCGGGCGGGGGAGAGACGGUGCCACGCCAUGCCCCCUCGGGUCCGCAGUGCCUCCCAGGACCGGUUAGAGGAUAUGACUGCCCGCCACCCGUGGCCCUGUUCCACCUCCCAGGGUGCCUUGAGCCAGCUGGGCCAGGAGGGCUGGCACCGAGCUCGCUCAGACGACUACCUGAGCCGGACCACCCACUCAGCUGAGGCACUGGGGCCAGGGGCCCUGGUGUCACCCCGAUUCGAGCGCUGUGGCUGGACUUCCCAGCGUCCAUCGGCCCGCACUCCAGCCUGCCCAUCCAGAGACCUCUCCGGGCCCCAGGCUCCACCCCCACCUGGUCUGCAGGGCCUGGACGACAUGGGUUACAUUGGGUACCGGAGCUACAGCCCAUCAUUCCAGCGCCGGACUGGCCUCCUGCACGCACUCUCCUUUCGGGACUCACCCUUUGGAGGACUGCCUACCUUCAACUUGGCCCAGUCCUCUGCACCGUUCCUGCCAGAGGCCUCUGAACCACCCAGGGUUGGUCGGCCAGAACCCAGUCCCCGGGCCCUGGAGCCUCCCGCUGAGGAUCAUCGAGAUGAGGUGGUCCUGAGGCAGAAGCCGCCAACGGGCCGCAAGGUCCAGCUCCCCCCUGCAAGACAGAUGAACCGUGGAUUUGGUGACGAGUCCCCAGAGCCAGAGACCAGUGGGCGAGGGGAACGCCCGGGCAGGAAGGUGGCCCCUUUGGCCACUACAGAAGACUCUCUGGCUUCCAUCCCCUUCAUUGAUGAGCCCACCAGCCCCAGCAUUGACCUACAAGCCAAGCACGUCCCCGCCUCUGCUGUGGUCUCCAGUGCCAUGAACUCGGCUCCCGUCCUGGGCACCAGCCCAUCCUCCCCCACCUUCACCUUUGCCCUCGGCCGCCAUUACUCCAAGGACUGCAGCAGCAUCAAGGCCGGCCGCCGCUCCUCCUACCUGCUGGCCAUCACCACGGAGCGCUCCAAGUCCUGCGAUGACGGGCUCAACACCUUCCGGGACGAGGGCAAGGCUCUUCGGCGCCUGCCAAACCGAGUCCCCAGCUUGCGGAUGCUCCGAAGCUUCUUUACUGACGGGUCCUUGGAUAGCUGGGGCACUUCCGAAGAGGCUGACGCUCCUUCUAAGCGACACUCAACCUCUGACCUCUCGGACACAACCCUCAGCGAUAUCAGGAGAGAAGGCUGGUUGUAUUAUAAGCAGGUCCUCACCAACAAGGGGAAGAAAGCGGGCGGCGGCCUGCGCCAGUGGAAGCGGGUGUAUGCCGCGCUGCGGGACGAGGCGGCGCCCGUCUGCAUCGGCUCCUGCCUGGUGGACAUCUCCUACAGCGAGACCAAGAGGAGGCACGUGUUCCGGCUGACCACCGCUGACUUCUGUGAAUAUCUCUUUCAGGCUGAGGACCGGGAUGACAUGCUGGGCUGGAUCAGAGCGAUCCGAGAGAACAGCAGGGCCGAGGGCGAGGACCCCGGCUGUGCCAACCAAGCUCUGAUCAGCAAGAAGCUUAAUGAUUACCGAAAAGUGAGCCAUAGCUCUGGGCCCAAAGCUGAUUCCUCCCCAAAAGGCUCUCGGGGCCUGGGGGGCCUCAAGUCUGAGUUCCUCAAGCAGAGUGCAGCGCGUGGAGUCAGGACUCAGGACCAGCCUGCAGGGAGCAAGGAUGACAGUGUUGCUGCCCCCAAAAGCCCCUGGGGCAUUAACAUCAUCAAGAAGAAUAAGAAGGCAGCCCCCAGGGCAUUCGGGAUCCGGCUGGAAGAGUGCCAGCCAGCCACGGAGAACCAGCAUGUCCCCCUGAUCGUGGCUGCAUGCUGUCGCAUCGUGGAGGCACGAGGGCUGGAGUCCACGGGCAUUUACCGAGUGCCCGGCAACAACGCAGUGGUGUCCAGCCUGCAGGAGCAGCUCAACCGCGGGCCCAGUGACAUCAACCUGCAAGAUGAGCGCUGGCAAGACCUCAACGUGAUCAGCAGCCUGCUCAAGUCCUUCUUCCGAAAGCUACCUGAGCCUCUUUUCACUGAUGACAAAUACAACGACUUCAUCGAAGCCAAUCGCAUUGAAGACUCGAGGGAGCGAUUGAAAACGCUGCGGAAACUGAUCAGGGACCUCCCAGGACACUACUAUGAGACACUGAAAUUCCUCGUGGGCCAUCUGAAGACCAUCGCUGACCACUCGGAGAAAAACAAGAUGGAGCCCCGGAACCUGGCCCUGGUCUUCGGGCCGACGCUGGUGAGGACGUCUGAGGACAACAUGGCGGACAUGGUGACGCAUAUGCCCGACCGAUACAAGAUCGUGGAGACGCUGAUCCAGCAUUCAGACUGGUUCUUCAGUGAUGACGAGGACAAGGGAGAGAGAACCCCUGUGGAUGACAAGGAGCCUCAGUCAGUGCCCAACAUCGAGUAUCUCCUGCCCAACAUUGGCAGGACAGUGCCCCCUGGCGACCCAGGUCCGGAUCCCACCACCUGUAGUUCAGCCAAGUCCAAGUUGGCAUGAGAGGGUAAUUUGGUCAGAUGGUCCUCCUGGCCUCUCAAGUUUCUGAGAAAAUGGCCAAGACAGAACGCGGCACUGGCCACCAGGUGCCUCGGACCGAUCAUCGCAGUGCUGCCAUGUCGCAGAACCCCAGGGGUGCCUUCUGGAGCCGUGCAGUGUGGGCAGCCAUGGCCCAGGACCAUGUGCCUGUGAGUCCCGAAUCCCCGACAUGCUCCGGCUUCCUUAGAACUAACUGAUGUGAGAGAGAAUGCGUAGGACGCAGUGGCCACGCCGCCAUCUCCGUGUCUCCACUCAUUGUUACACUGUGGCCUGUGAGGAGGUGAACAGGGGCAUGUCAUUGCAGCCAGCAGGGGGAUCACUCCCAGCAUCUGCUUCUGCAGGGCUUCCUAUGUUGAGGGAACUCCACUCACCCAUUUGCUCAUUCACUUAACAUUUAUUAUUUGUUGAGCACCUACUAUGGGCCAGGCGUCAUGGAUGCAAGCACAAACAAGCCAGAGACCUAGCCUGCUCUCAAAGAACUCAGAAUUUGAUAUAGAUGAUGUGGAAACAAAGCUAUUCUGAUGUGAAAAGAGCCGGUACAGAUGUAUCUUCAAAGGGCUAUGGCAGGGAUAGGGAACGGCCCACCCAUGGGCUGUAUAAGGCCCGCAAAAUCAUUUGGUCUGGCCCUGCCAAGGCAUU
Messenger RNA from Myotis brandtii (Brandt's bat), 4931 nucleotides. RefSeq names its product Rho GTPase activating protein 23 (gene ARHGAP23). The record is from RefSeq and is a predicted model, not a curated record. Lineage: Eukaryota; Metazoa; Chordata; Mammalia; Chiroptera; Vespertilionidae. Gene Ontology annotation, molecular function: protein binding. Gene Ontology annotation, biological process: signal transduction. Bases 597 to 4256 code for a protein of 1219 amino acids. The transcript has 25 exons.